AUCAGAAUUUGGUAAUCAACAUCAACGUUACCACACUCGCGCUUUUAAACGCUUAUAAAUUUUUUUGCACCGUCACCCUGAUAGGCUGCGAUUUUGCCUCCAUUUAUUUUAUUUUUUUUAAAGAACAGUUUAAACAGAUAAAAACUUUAUUUAUUUUUUUAAAUAUGCGCAGUCAUUCACCUGUCUGUCAGCUGACUGCGCAUGUGAUUUUAAGUUUAACCGCGAACUUCCGGGUGUUUAAAGUGACGACAAAUAAAAAAAAAAACAAUCCUGCAUUUACAAUAAUAAACAUAAGUAUCCGUGGUUAGCACUUUAGCAUCAGUCAUGAACGAUGUGGAACAAGUCUGGACGUACUUUUUUGCUCUUCUGCGUUUUUAUAACCUUUCCCGCUGUGUUUCUAAGCAACUCGGAGUCGCACAGUUCAGGAGUGUAUGAGUUGGUUCUGGACGGGACAUGGCACCUUCAGAACUCCAACGGUUCUGUGUCACUCAAGGCACAAGUACCCGGAUGUGUGCAUACAACACUGCAGCAACAGCAGCUCAUUGAGGAUCCCUACUAUCGUUUUAAUGACCUGGUCUACAGAUGGAUCUCGCUGGAUAACUGGAAAUACACCACUUCAUUCUCUGUGCCUGACCAUGUCAAAGGGAGCAGGAGAGCUGUUCUCAUAUUUGAAGGUGUGGACACAAUCUCCACUGUAUCUUUAAAUGGAGUCAUCAUCGGAAAGACGGAUAACAUGUUCCGGAGAUAUGACUUUGAGGUUGCAGGACUGCUUAAAGACAUGAAUGUUCUGCAAGUGUGGCUCAAAUCAGCCGUGACCUAUGCAGCAGAGCGAAGUCGAGCCCACAGUUCAUACAAAGUCCCCCCAGAAUGUCCUCCUGCUGUGCAGAAAGGAGAGUGUCAUGUAAACUUUAUUCGAAAGGCACAGAGUUCAUUUAGCUGGGAUUGGGGACCAUCUUUCCCCACUCUUGGCAUCUGGAAGGGUGUUCGUCUACAGUCAUUUAAUACCCUUAGACUAUUAAGCUUUACCACAAAUUCAAAAUAUGACUCUAUCUUGUCAUGCUGGACUGUGGAAAUAGAGUUGUUCUUUGAUGUUACUGCAACCUCAGUAGGUGUUGUCCAUGUGUCCAUGCCACAAUUAAAGUCUGAGGCGAAAUUUUUUCUUUCUCUCGCACAUGAACAAAGCAACACAUCUGUACUUUUUCAGAUCAACCAGAGUGUCACAGUUGAUUUGUGGUGGCCCUACGGAUAUGGACGACAACCGCUGAAGAAUCUUUUAAUAGAUAUCAACAUGGAGGGUGGAGAGACGAUUCAUGCAGAGAGACUGGUUGGUUUUCGUACUGUGGAGUUGGUACAGGAAACUAUUCCUGAUUCUCCUGGCCUUAGCUUCUACUUCCGUAUCAAUGGGCAACCCAUUUUCCUGAAGGGCUCAAACUGGAUCCCAGCUCAUGCCUUCCAGGACCAGAUUACUGCGGUCAAUUUGACUCAACUGCUCGUGUCUGCACAGAUGGCACACAUGAAUGUUUUGAGAGUUUGGGGAGGUGGAAUCUAUGAACAAGAUCUCUUCUAUAUUCUAUGCGAUCAGCUAGGCAUCUUGGUUUGGCAAGACUUCAUGUUUGCAUGCGCGUUAUAUCCUACAGACCAAGAUUUUAUUGAGUCGCUGCGAGAGGAGGUCAUUCAGCAGGUAAGACGGCUGAAAUCGCACCCAUCCGUGAUCAUCUGGAGUGGAAACAACGAGAACGAGGCGGCCAUAGCAGCCAAUUGGUUUUUUAUUCCUCCUGACGAGAAGCCACGCUAUGUAAAGGACUACAUUCAACUAUAUGUAAAGAAUAUCAAAGAGAUUGUACUGCAGGAGGACAGCACAAGACCGUUCCUGGUGUCUAGCCCAACCAAUGGUGUGGAGUCUGAGAAAGAAGGCUGGGUGGCCCAGGACCCCUACGACACUCAUUAUGGAGACGUUCACUUCUACAGCUAUAAUACUGACUGUUGGGACUGGAAGACGUUUCCCCGCACACGCUUCGCCUCCGAGUACGGCUUUCAGUCCUGGCCCUCGAUGUCCACCAUCAGUAAGGUGUCAGUAAAUACAGACUGGGAUUUCAACAGCGAGUUUUCACGACAUCGACAGCACCAUGAAUCUGGAAAUGUGCAGAUUCUUCAGCAAGCAUCACUGCAUUAUGUUCUUCCCAACAACACAGACCUCAGCCAAAGAUACCGAGACACUAUAUAUAUUUCCCAGGUCAUGCAGGCACAGUGUGUAAAAGUGGAGACAGAAUUUUACCGCCGCAGUCGGAGUGACAUUGUUAUGGGUGAAGGUCACACCAUGGGUAGCCUCUACUGGCAGCUAAAUGACAUUUGGCAGGCGCCCUCCUGGUCAUCUAUAGAGUUUGGUGGAAAAUGGAAAAUACUGCACUAUUUGGCUGUCCAUUUUUUCAGUCCUCUGAUAUCAGUGGGGGUUGAAGAAGAUGAGGACUUGCUGAUCUAUGCAGUUUCUGAUAGGAACACAGAUAGUGUGCUACGAGUUACUGUGAAAUUAUACCAGUGGAGCAGUUUAACUCCACAGUGUUCUCUGGAGUCUGAUCAGACAAUAGUAAAAGGGGGUGGGGUCACAAAGGUGUUUCAGUCUCCAGUCUCCACGGUGCUAAAGCGUUGUGGAAAUUGCACCAGGAAAUCAUGUGUUGUCACCUUUGUCCUCAGUGGCCCAGAAGGUGUAACGAGUCCUUCCAACCAUCUGUUCCUCAGCUCACCAAAAGAUGCUGAGGGCCUCCAGAAACCCAACAUCACGUUCACCGUGGAGGAUACAGGGAGAAAAAUCAUGGUGAAUCUCUAUUGCUCAUCACCUGCACUGUUUGUGUGGCUGGAUGUGGAAGACAUUCCUGGCUUCUUUGAUGAUAAUGGUUUCUUAAUGAUAUCUAAAAAAUACACUGUUUACUUUACAAAAUGGGGCACCACUACUAUUCAGGAAUUCACCACCAAGCUGCACAUUACUUCACUUCGAGACAUCUACUGAGUGUUUGUUGUGUUGUGUUGUGUUGUGUUGGUGUGAGUGACCACACACAUAUCACUCACUCACUUAUCGUCUACUGUAUUAUAACUGCUUUAUCCUGUAUUCAGGGUCGCGGGGGGCUUGGAACCUAUCCCAGGAGACUUGGGGAGCGAGGCGGGGUACACCCUGAACAGGGGGUAGACACAUAUGCAGUAUUAAAUUACCACUGUUUAUUUUGAUUGCAUUGAUUCUGUCCUGAGAAUACUGUGGAUUUCCCUCUUUCUAAAAAUAUUGCACUAUAAAAUAAAAACUUUUCGAUAAAAUUGUUCUAUAACAGAGGGUAUGGAGGUGUGAUGGUUGGCACUAUGACCUUGUACCUCUAGGGACAAGGGUUUGAUACUUGAAUUUUUUGUGUUUUUUGAUUAUCUGUUUUGUUAUGCUUAGUUUUCAAUAAAAAUAUCAAAGCACAUAAGAUGGCUUUAAAAAAUAGUUUUUAAAGGGCUGUAAUAAUUGUUUAUUUCUUAUCAAAUAUUUUAUUUCAAAGAUUUGUGACUUUACAUGUCAGAAAUAAAUAUGAUGCACACACAAAAGCCAUCAGAAUGAAACAUCCAUUAAUUAACCUGGUCAUUUAGUACAUUCAGGUCAUCAGCUGACUUAAUUUUGUUGUCCAGACCUAACCAACUUAAACAACCCCAGAUCAUAGCAUUGAGGCUUGUACAGUGGCCACUAUGCAUGAUGUGAAAAUCUUAUUAUGAUGCACCAGUUACUCUGCAAUAGGGUCAAUCUGGACUGAUCAGACCACAUGACCUUUACCUUCUAAGUAACUGAAACCUGUUUUUUCCUCACUAACAAGUGUUUUUCUUAUGAUCAGUUCUCAUUACACUGCAAGUAUGAAAAUGUUCUUACCUUCAUUACUAAACAUAGCAGUGAUUUCUACUGCUGAUAUUUUUUACCAUGCAACUUUACCAAGCGAUACCCAUUCAUGAUUUUUUUUUUCCUGACCACAUUUUUCCUAUGAAAUUGACGGUUCUUGGAAGGAGAGUUCUUCAACCAAUUUAAAUAUUUUAAAAUCUCUUUAGUUGUUUCUGUUACUUAAUAAGAUGAAACCUAGUUUAAAUCCUUAGAAAAGGUGACAUUUUUUGGCAGUACAGUUGUUUUAGUUAAAUUUAAUUUUUGGGUUUAAAAUAUGCAUUUAAAAAAAAAUUGUUAAUUCAUACAGAAUUGUGUGAAGUGCGUAAACAAUCAGGCAAUCGUCAUCUUUUAGAAACUGCUGCCUAACUCUACUUUGAUUAAAAAGUGUUUGGUGCCAAUUUUGGAAAAACUUCCUAGCAGGCAUGUUUCUUUUUUAAUUUUUAUAACGAUUCAAGAAGUAUGCACUUUGGGAUGAAUAUAUACUGUGUAUAUACAGUAUAUAUAUAUAUAUAUAUAUAUAU
Molecule: messenger RNA, 4413 nt
Organism: Clarias gariepinus (North African catfish)
Lineage: Eukaryota; Metazoa; Chordata; Actinopteri; Siluriformes; Clariidae
Gene: manba
Product: mannosidase, beta A, lysosomal
Exons: 17
Coding region: 332-3004 (890 amino acids)
Biological process (GO): carbohydrate metabolic process; glycoprotein catabolic process
Molecular function (GO): beta-mannosidase activity
Source: RefSeq, a predicted model, not a curated record